Molecule: messenger RNA, 1576 nt
Organism: Acyrthosiphon pisum (pea aphid)
Lineage: Eukaryota; Metazoa; Arthropoda; Insecta; Hemiptera; Aphididae
Product: caspase-1
Exons: 5
Coding region: 235-1182 (315 amino acids)
Biological process (GO): apoptotic process; positive regulation of neuron apoptotic process; proteolysis
Cellular component (GO): cytoplasm
Molecular function (GO): cysteine-type endopeptidase activity
Source: RefSeq, a predicted model, not a curated record
CCAUUAUUGUAUUAAUUACCUUGGUCGUUAUUCAGUAUUCACUGAUCAGUAAUCACUACUAACAACUAAGUACUAACUCACCAGUAUUACUCAGUAUUUAUGACUCAUAUUUCAUACUAUUGUCUAUUCAGUUUUCACUGCUCACUGUUACACUUCAGCCGAAUCUCUUUUUAUCGAGUCUUGCCUACAUUACUUGUAUAGUUGUAUACCUACUUAUAAGGUCUUGUUUUCACGAUGCAGAAAAACGAAAACUCCAAAUAUUUCCAAUACAAACAUGGUAACCACGAUACAAACACUAAACAUAACAGCACUCGGACACCACAAAUUAAUAAGUUAAAAGAGUUUAAUCAACCUGGCAAGGACACUAGCGACGCAGGGUCAUUUUAUAGUUGUUUAAGUACACCUAAUAAAGGUUUCGGUGUUAGUUCAACUGAUAAGGAUGCAUGGUAUUACAAUAUGCAUCAUACAAAACGUGGGAAAGCUAUCAUUUUUAAUCAUGAACACUUUCAAGUUAAGAAUAAAAACUUUGAAUCUAGAGCUGGAACUGAGAUGGAUUGUCGUAAUUUAGAAAUAACCUUAAAUAACCUCGGUUUCAGUGUUAUUCCAUAUGAAAAUUUAACGUUGGACGAACUGAAUGAUAAAAUCGACUAUUGGGCUAAAAAAGACUAUACAAAACAUGAUUGUUUUUUAAUGGCUGUAUUAUCUCAUGGUGAAGAAGGAAUAAUUUAUGCUAAAGAUAGAGGUUAUAAACCAGAGAAUAUUCUUUGGGGACGAUUUACUGGUGACAAAUGUAUUACAUUGGCUGGUAAACCAAAGCUAUUCUUCAUUCAGGCUUGUCAAGGAGACCAAUUGGACAGUGGAGUUCAGUUAAGAACACAAGUGGAUGGUCCUUCUUCAUUCAAAAUACCAAUUUAUGCUGAUAUGCUUAUAGCAUACUCUACAGUUCCUAAUUUUGUUGCAUGGCGCAACCUCAAAGGAUCUUGGUUUAUAGAAGCUCUGUGUGAUGCUCUCAAUAAAUAUGGUUAUGUACAUGACCUAUUAACUAUACUGACAUUGGUGAAUCAUAAAGUGGCUAUUGAAUUUGAAUCUAAUUCCAUUGAUCCUAAGAUGAAUAAGAAAAAACAAAUUCCUUGUAUUACAUCUAUGUUAACCAGAUUUGUAAAAUUUGAAAAAGAAAAUUAAUGUACUGGUUACAUACAAUUAACAUGUUACUAUUGUGUAUUCAAUGAGAUGAAUAUUCAUUAAAGUAUUAACUAGUAUAAGAAUACAAAUUAUAAUUUGUAUAAUAAUAAUUCUAUUUUAAUUGAAGCUCAAUUUUCAACAAGAGUCCUUGCCAAACUUAUUGGCUGUUGGUGACUCCGCUCACCACGAAUCGUUAAACACCUAGUGCCACAAAUGUAUUUAGCACACUUAACCUAUGCCUAAAGGAAUUGGGUUUUUGUGUAUACAACUGUGAAUGUUACCUAAAAUAUAGUAUUCCAAUUGUAUAAUGAUAUCUGGGAGCGAAGACACCAACUGCCAGCAUAGGCGCAAAUAGCCAAGUUAUUUUGGGGGUCUAAAAUUCCUCCCAUAAUAU